AUGGAUAAAGAUAAAAUUCCUGAACAUAGGAAAAAUGCCUUCAAGGCAAAGGCUGUUUUUAAGGCUGACGAAUUACGCAGACGUCGUGAGGAAUUACAAGUUGAAAUUCGUCGAAAGAACCGAGAAGAAUCAUUGGCAAAACGUCGUAAUCUUAAUGUUCCCGCCUCACCCGACUCGGAUGAUGAGGUGGCUGUUGCGACCAUUAACGCUCAGCUCCAAGAGCAGUUACCUGGUAUGAUUCAUGGAGUCUUCUCUGAAAAUGUUGAGGAGCAAUUGCAAGCCACUACCAAGUUUAGAAAAUUGCUUUCCAAGGAGAGGAAUCCUCCUAUUGAACAAGUUAUCGAAUGUGGAGUAGUUGUCCGUUUUGUGGAAUUUUUGAGAUCUCUUCACUCUUUGGUUCAAUUCGAAGCAGCUUGGGCUUUGACUAAUAUUGCAUCAGGAUCUUCACAGCAAACCCAAGUUGUUAUCGAUGCUGGAGCUGUUCCUAUCUUUGUUGAAUUAUUGAGUAGCACAGUUGCUGAUGUUAAAGAACAGGCUGUUUGGGCUUUAGGUAAUAUUGCCGGUGAUAGUCCUCCAUGUCGUGACUAUGUCUUGCGUGAGGGAGCCCUUCGACCUUUAUUAGCCAUCUUGAAUGAACAUCACAAACUUUCAAUGUUGAGAAAUGCAACUUGGACCCUAUCUAACUUCUGUCGCGGAAAAAAUCCUCAACCAGAUUGGAGCCUGAUUGCUCCCGCUCUUCCAGUGCUCGCCAAACUCAUCUAUUCUAUUGAUGAUGAGGUUCUUAUUGAUGCUUGUUGGGCUAUCUCAUAUUUAUCAGAUGGCAGUAAUGAAAAAAUACAAGCCGUUAUUGAAUCUGGCGUUUGCCGUCGGCUUGUCGAGCUUUUGAUGCAUUCAUCAACUUCCGUUCAAACUCCAGCAUUACGUUCAGUUGGAAAUAUUGUUACUGGCGAUGAUGUCCAAACUCAAGUUAUCAUCAAUUGUGGUGCUUUACCUGCUUUAUUGAGUUUAUUAUCUAGUCCAAAGGAUGGUCUUCGUAAGGAAGCUUGUUGGACAAUUUCCAAUAUUACUGCUGGAAAUUGUGCUCAAAUACAGGCAGUUAUUGAUGCGAAUAUUAUACCACCUCUUAUUAACAUCUUGCAACACGCCGAUUUUAAGACUCGCAAGGAAGCAUGCUGGGCUAUUUCCAAUGCAACGUCUGGUGGUUUGAAUAAACCUGAACAAAUCAAAUAUCUCGUUAGUCAAGGAUGCAUUAAGCCACUCUGUGAUUUAUUAACUUGCAUGGAUAAUAAAAUUAUUCAAGUUUCACUUGAUGGAAUUGAGAAUGUCCUAAAAGUUGGUGAAAUUGAUAAGGUAGAUAGCGUAAAUCAAUUCGCCCUAUAUGUUGAAGAAGCUGGUGGUAUGGAGAAGAUUCAUAACUUGCAGAUUCACGACAAUAUUGAAAUUUACAAGAAGGCCUAUCACAUAAUUGAUAAAUACUUUGCAGAAGAUGAAGAAGAAGAUCCUAAUUUGGCUCCUGAGAUGAAUACGAAUACAGGUCAAUUUGCUUUUCCAUCGGAUGUAGACAUGCCUCAAGGAGGGUUUAACUUUGGUGGUAGCAAUCCAAUGUAA
Molecule: messenger RNA, 1608 nt
Organism: Funneliformis geosporum
Lineage: Eukaryota; Fungi; Glomeromycota; Glomeromycetes; Glomerales; Glomeraceae
Source: the annotation of a GenBank genome assembly